UGGCUCGAUUACACUUCAAGUUCUGGUGCAGUGCAACAGACACAACAAAUACAGCAGCACCGUGAGGGUAUAAAAUGUCCCUGAGGGCGGAGAAGCUGCGCUCGCCGCUGGCGGUGAAGUUCGUGUCUAGUGUACGCGGGCCUCUGAGGGAGGAUCACGUCCGCGUCCGUCCCCCGGGCUGCGUGCUGCCGGCCAGGUACAUGCGGGACGCCCGCAGGAUCCUCGACCUGGAGGUCCGGCCGGACGACGUGUGGAUCGUCACGCUGCCCAAGUGCGGAACUACGUGGAGCCAGGAAAUGGUCUGGUUACUCAUGAAUGACUGCGACUUGGAGAAGGCGAAGCAGACACCGCUUACUGAAAGAUUUCCGUUCCUAGAAAUAACAUCAGUUACGCCUAACUUAAGUGUAAAAGUGCCCCACUCGAUAGACCAAGUUCAAAGUAUGAAGUCACCGAGACUGAUCAAGAGUCACUUACCAUUGGAACUGCUGCCGAGGCAGAUCAGAACUGUCAAGCCCAGGAUAAUGUACAUGAUGAGGAACCUGAAGGACAUGAUAGUGUCCUACUAUCACCACUACCAGCUGUGGGGUGAGUGCCACCUCACCCUGGACGAGUUUGCUGAGUGCUUCAUGGAAGACAUACCCAUGUACCUUCCGUACUGGGAACACGUGAUUCCUUUCUGGAACAUGCGCCAGGAGCCACAUGUCCUGUUCUACAGCUACGAGGAAAUGAAAGAGGACUUGGCAACGGUGGUACGUAGAAUGGCUGCCUUUUUGGGGAAGCCGAUCGCAGAGGAGAUGGUGGCCAAGUUGGUCGACCAUCUGAGCUUUGACAGCAUGCGAGACAACCCUGCCGUCAACAACAGCUCCGCUGUGGAGCACAUCCGCAAGGAGCACCAGCUGGAGCCAGCUGCCUCCACAGGGAGGUCCUUCAUGAGGCGCGGUGUCGUUGGCGAGGGCGGGCAGCGCCUCUCCGAGGGCGUCCAGCGACGCCUGGAACGCUGGACCGAGGAGCGCCUCCAGGGCCGUGGCUACACGGGGCCCCGCUGACUGCUGGGCUGUCACCCGCUUCUCUCCAGGAGCAUCUGGAGCGCUGGGCACUCCGCCAUUUAAAGGGUACCGACAGGGCGACAGCUUCCGACGACGAAGCUUUCACUUUCCUCGGAGAUGAUUUCCGCAAGGAAGAAGUGUGUGACAGUAAAAUAUAAUUUAAAAAAAUUAAAUUUAUCAAGGAAAAGCUUAUGG
Molecule: messenger RNA, 1241 nt
Organism: Schistocerca gregaria
Lineage: Eukaryota; Metazoa; Arthropoda; Insecta; Orthoptera; Acrididae
Product: luciferin sulfotransferase-like
Exons: 8
Coding region: 75-1046 (323 amino acids)
Biological process (GO): sulfation
Cellular component (GO): cytoplasm
Molecular function (GO): sulfotransferase activity
Source: RefSeq, a predicted model, not a curated record